Molecule: messenger RNA, 1905 nt
Organism: Durusdinium trenchii
Lineage: Eukaryota; Dinophyceae; Suessiales; Symbiodiniaceae
Source: the annotation of a GenBank genome assembly
GAGAAGGUACUUGGAUCCCUAGGGUUCCUGGGUCAGGGCUGCCUGGUACUGACCAGUCAGUGGAUAUGCUGCCCGUUUCAUGAGGAUUCCCCACUCAAACACACGGUGGAAAAGGGUUAAUCUCCCAGGAACUAACUAUGGAAGUGGAGUGAAAAGCCCCCUGUUUGGUCCUGCAUUUGGAUUUCACGGUGCCUUCGGAACUGCGGCGCCGCCGUUCUCCACGCAACCCAGCAGUUGUUCCGCGCUACGGAGCGCAUUCGAAGGUCGUUGAAGCCCUACCGGAAACGGUUCUUUUUCAGGCCAACUGGAGGGGUUUUAGAGUACCUCCGUCUUGGGCAUGUGGAGGCCAUGUGCUUCUGCAGCGCUUCUUCGUUCGACAGACGCCCCGGAGCGGAGACGUGGAGCACUGGAGCGGCUUGCGUGCGAAGCACACGGACGUCUCAACUGCCAUAGCGGGCGCUCAACAAAAUCCUGGGGACGUCUCAAUGUCAACGACCAGGGAGCCUCCACAACCUGCGUGGUCCUCAGGCGACCUGCGCCGUUGCACAGCGCGCAGCUGCCUGGGCCCCAACGUCACGUCGAUCCAUCGCUCGGUGCUGCUGCUGGCGACGGGGCCAAGUCGCUUCAGUGUCUUCCACACCGCCGGUUUCUUCCCGCUCUAUGUGAGCACCACUGAUGAGGAUGCAGCAGCUUUGUUCAAUCAAUCAGCUUCGGGCAUUUGGUUUCCUGUGGACCACUUCUGGGAUUUACCUUUUGUGGACUUUGCUGCCGACCUGAUCGCCCUGGAUGUGGCGCCCUUUGUGUCGAACCGGACGAUGCUGUCGGAGGUGCUGACGGAAACUGUGAGGAUGUUGGCGCAGCUGGGAGUCCUGUUCCUGUUGGGCGGAGAGGAGUUCCCCAACCUGGCGCUGGAGCAGCUCGGUGCGGCGAAGCAGCUGGAGCCUGGAGCAAUGCGCCAGUCCUUCGUUCGCAAGCUGGGCUUGGUGCCAGACCUGCCGACAUGUCCCAACUGUGGCAUGACACCGAUGAUGGGGCAGCGGCAUCAGAGGCCCAGCCCUCAAAACCUCUGCCAAGCAUGGGUGCAGCCGGACUACUUGUCCAUCUUCGACCCCGAGGUCCGAGGCAAGUUCGAAGCCAGUUCCGAGAGCUGGGAGCUUCAACGUUUGAGACUUUGGCAUCGUCCUAAUGUGCUGGACUCCCGAGAGGAGGUGAAGAACUGGGUGAAGAAGGUCUCCACAAGCGAUAGGGCAUGGUACAAUGACAACUACGUGUCCUCCGAGCCCAACAAGCGUGAGUGGAGGUUCAGCCAGCUGAUCACUGAAGGAAAGGUGAAACGCCUCUUGGACGCUGGAGCUGGUUCCUGUACCUUGGAAGGCACCCUGCGACGGCAAAGACUGCUUUCGAAGCUGGAUGUUUACUUGGCCUUUGGAGCCUACGACUGUUCGAUGUUGCGGAUCUGUGCGGAGCGCGGUGCCUUGUCCUUCCAGCAGAAUUGGCUCAAGCAGAUGCCCAUCUGUGCCAGCUGCAAGUUCGAUCUCAUCUUUCAGGUGGAAGGAUUGCAUCACAACAAGGAUGUCGAGGCUCAUGGCCUGUUCCUGCAGAACAUGUUGUCCCACUUAGCCUGCGGUGGGCUGCUGUACGUGCAAGAUGGCUUUGGACCCUGGGUCGAGAUGUUCCAUCAAGCCCUGACCUCACAACAUGCGGACCACCUCCAAAGGCAUCACGGUUGUUCACGGCGUGGCAACGUCCCGGUUUUCCCCAGACCUUCCGGAACUUGACCCAUGAACUGGGCUCCUACAUGGAAGUCAUAAUCCACCACUACCAGGACUACAAGGUGAAAGUGAAGCAACAGUUGAAGGACGACUUCUAUAUCCAUCGGCUCUGCUGACGGGACCCCGAAACAAG